CGCCCCUGGCCCGCCGCGGGACGAGUUAACGGUUACGAAGCACUUUCUCGGGUGCGGUUUCUGCUUAGUCAUUGUCUUCCAGGAAACAGCUCCCUCUUUUCAGCGGCGGCUGGAGUGGUGGCCUCAAAAACCGCAGCGACCGUCCGCGCCGGCGCCUCCCUCCGGGACCGCCUCUCCGUCGUCGCCCGGCCUCCUCCGGCCCGAGCGCACACCGGGCUGUGGCCGCGCGGAGUCGGCAGCCUCGCGCUCGCUUCUGGGGCCUGGGGACACCGCCGCGCCCUGCGAGGCAGCCGUCUUCCCGCCUGCCCUCCCUCCGCGGCUCCGGCGCUGCCCGGUCCCCUCGGGCGGCAGCUGCCAUGGGCACCGACAGCCGCGCGGCCGGAGCACUUCUGGCGCGGGCCAGCACCCUGCACCUGCAGACCGGGAACCUGCUCAACUGGGGCCGCCUGCGGAAAAAGUGUCCGUCCACGCACAGCGAGGAGCUUCGAGACUGUAUCCAAAAGACCUUGAAUGAAUGGAGCUCCCAAAUCAGCCCUGAUUUGGUCAGGGAGUUUCCAGAUGUUUUGGAAUGUACCAUGUCCCAUGCAGUGGAGAAGAUAAACCCUGAUGAAAGAGAAGAAAUGAAAGUUUCUGCUAAACUGUUCAUUGUAGGAUCGAAUUCUUCAUCAUCAACUAGAAAUGCAGUUGACAUGGCAUGCUCAGUCCUUGGAGUUGCACAGCUGGACUCUGUCAUCAUGGCUUCCCCUCCGAUUGAAGAUGGAGUUAAUCUUUCCUUGGAGCAUUUGCAGCCUUACUGGGAGGAAUUAGAAAACUUAGUUCAGAGCAAGAAGAUUGUUGCUAUAGGCACCUCGGAUCUAGACAAAACACAGUUGGAGCAGCUGUACCAGUGGGCACAGGUAAAACCCAAUAGUAAUCAAGUUAAUCUUGCCUCUUGCUGUGUGAUGCCACCAGAUUUGACUGCAUUUGCUAAACAGUUUGACAUACAGCUACUGACUCACAAUGACCCAAAAGAACUGCUGUCUGAGGCAAGUUUCCAGGAAGCUCUUCAAGAAAGCAUCCCUGACAUUGAAGCCCAGGAGUGGGUGCCACUGUGGCUGCUGAGGUACUCGGUCAUCGUGAAAAGCAGAGGAAUCAUCAAGUCAAAAGGAUACAUUUUGCAAGCCAAAAGAAAGGGUUCUUAACUACGGCUCAAGCUCACAACUCAGGGGCCUUGUAUUUAUCUGGAACAUAAGAUAAAAAUUCAUGAUAAAAUUGAAAUGUGUAAAAAAAAAAUCUAGCUCUCGCCUACAAAAAGCAUCACUGAGGCGUGAAUGUGGUGGUUUGGCAAUGUGUUGAGUUUGAGUACCUCCCUGGCCUCUGCAGCAGCGCACUCACAGGAAGCAUUGUAUUCUCUUCAUUAAACUCUUGGUUUCUAACUGAAAUCGUCUAUAAAGAAAAAUACUUGCAAUAUAUUUCCUUUAUUUUUAUGAGUAAUAGAAAUCAAGAAAAUUUGUUUUAAGAUAUAUUUUGGCUUAGGCAUCAGGGUGAUGUAUAUACAUAUUUUUUAUUUCUAAAAUUCAUUAACUGCUUCUUACUCUAUACUUCUAUAACUAAGCAAUUACAUUACAGUUGUUAAGACAUACUGGAAGAGAUUUUUUUCCUGUCGUUGACAAAAUAAUCUAUCUCAGAGUAACUAUAGCAGUCUACUAGUAAUGUAAAUAAAAUUGAUUCUUUGAUCCAUGAAUGGAAAUUUAAUCUGUGUGUUCUUGCUUGUAGCAUAGCUAUGCACUGGCCAUGUGCUCUGGUCAUGUUUGUUCCACCUCUUGCCUACAAAGGCAGAGUGUAUCUGAGAAGGAGCUGCUGCUUUAACAUCAUUGUUGGCAGUGUCUAACAGCAGCUACUGCUCUUCCCUUCAGACCUGGACCUCUCUGUGCACUCUCAGUGUUGCUGCUCGCUCAAGAAGAUUCACCACGUUGAUUGGACUCACACCACAUGCUUAGCACUGUGGGCUCUAGAGAGACGAAUUAAGAAUCAGACAAGUAAAACUUUUGAUGGUCUGCCUAUCAGUUACUGACAAGAGGGGAUACAGCCAGGAAAGGCUGAAGGGGGGAAGAAUCAUUUAGUUUUAAUGUCACAUUAAAAAUCAGAAAAUUGCAAAGAGGCUAUGAUCCAUACAUGUAGCACACUGAAUGGUUCAAAUCUAUACAUGUGUGUCUAUAACUCAGUUUCCAUUUUUCUUUAAAAGCUAUCUUGUAUGCCAGUAUUUUUAAAUCAUGGACCUUUGUAAAACUAAUUUUGCUCAGAAAUUUCAACUUAGAGAAAAGAACUAGAGUUCUAUGUUAAACCAGUACAGUAGAUCUUUUUCCUAAGUGAGACUUUGUGGUUACUGACUGGAUGGUAUUCUCAAUUAGAAGUACAUGAAAUCAACUGAUUUGCCUACUAAAACUUACAGAAUUUGACCUAAAAGCCUAUAAUUAUAUUGAUUGUAUAUAAUGCUAGAUAUAUAGGUAACUGUUAAAUUUGGCAAUGUUUUCAUAUAGCAUAUACUUUAAAUAUAUGUUGUAUUUAAAAUCUGUGCAGUGAGGUGUCUAAGCUGCUCUGAAGGAGAGCUUUAAUAUCUCCAUUGUUUUUAAAACACAGGACACACACACACACACACACACACAAACGUUUUUGAAGGGUUAUUUUAAGGAUGUGAGAAACAAAAACAAAGCCUCCCCUUGCUGAUGCAUCCAGGUGUUUGUGAACAUCUUCAAAUCUCAACGGGAAGGAAGCCCAGUUAUGGAUGCGAAGGGAUCUUGCACAGAAGAAAUUUUAAAGCGAUUUUAUUGUCGUUUUACUCCAAAUCCUUACAUUAUUGGAUAACCUUUAAAAAUGAGUCUUUUCGGGGCUGAAGAGAUGGCUCAGUGGUUAAGAGCGUUUGCUGCUCUUGCAGAGGGUCUGGGUUCAGAUGCUAGCACCAACAUAGACUCAUAAACAUCUGUACCUCCAGUUCUAGGGGAUCCAGUGUUGUCUUUGACCUAGUGGUACCAGUCACGUACACACUACACAUAAAUACACACAGGCAAAAUACACACACACACUCUCUUCUACAUAUCUAUAUCGUUAUCUCCAUCCAUCCAUCUAUAUCUUUCAAAAAUAUUCCCUGAAUAACUGCUUUAAAAUAAAAGCUAAGUUAUCAGUGCUGUAUAUGAAAGAUAUAUUUGAAUGCAGUGACCCAAAGUAGAAAGACUUUGUGGAUAAUUUCUAAGUAAACAUUUAAAAAGGUUUUAAAUAUCAUUCCCAAAACUGAGUGGCCCCUUACUCAGCAGCACUCUGUGACUUGGGAUUCAUUCCUCAUGUUUACCUUAAAUUCUACCAAAGAAACUGUAGACAUCAGGACCAAGGUCUCUUACAAGCUAGAUUCACGUGCUGUAGUCUGAAGACCUUUUUUGUUUGUUUGAGACAGGGUUUUUAUGUGGUCCUGGUUGUCCUGGAGCUUGCUGUAUAGACCAGGCUGGCCUCAAAUAGAGACUUGCCUGCUUCUGCCUUUCUAGUGCUGGGAUUAAAGGUGUGUGCUCUCACACCCUGCCCCUGUUGAGCAUACUGAUGGCAGAACUCUGAUACAGCAUCCAUUUAAGGACGACCAGCGCGAGAACGUGAAUAGAACUAGCUAAUAGAUGUUGAGUCCUGAAAAAUGCUCAUCUGGACAUGUCAGUUUAUGCUUUCGUUUGGUUGUCAAUGAUGGGAACGUCUAGGACCUGAAGUACCACAUUAAAUUUGAACUAUUUGAAAUUAGACAGUACAAUUUAGAAAUAAAUUAAGAAAUUAUUCCUAAAAAUAUAUAAAUGUAAAGUGAAAACUGAAGUUCUUCUGUAUUGCAUAGUGGUUCAGAUUCUCUGUGCAAACCAUAAAGCUAUUUUGUCUACUUUGCAUGAAUACUUCAGACUUGUAUUUCAGAGCCAAGCAGUAACUAAAAUGUGGACCUUGCUUUUCAGAGAUAAGAGUUCUUAAUUAUAUGUCUUUAAGUGUUUCCUUCUAGGCUUCCCACCAAGUGUUUUGAUCUUUGAAAAGUAAGCAACUGAUCACUGAUGUAUAUUGGCUGGCAAUUCAUCCUUCUGCCAAAUGUACAUAUGGAGAACUGUGAAGUUUUCUAAGGAAUUUAAAUCACUUGUCACUUUGUGUUCUUAUUCGCAAAUACACCAGCUUUUGACUCUAAACCUAUUUUUCCAACACUAAUUUUCCAGUGCUUCAAAAUAACUCUCUCUUUUCAACAUAAAAUUGAUGAAAGGAUAUGAAGGAGUUUGAUUUUUCAAAAAUAUGUAACAGUAUUUUUAUAGUUUUCAGAUUGAGGGAAGCAGAAAAUGGACAUAAUUAAUUAUUCUUAUGUGUCUAUAGUAGAAUACUAAAGCAAAAUAUAAGGCAUUGUUAAAGAUAAUUUUUAUUUUGCUUAUAUUACUUAAAAUGUGAGUUGUAUGUUUUUAAUUUGGGUUGUUUGAAUAAUGGGAACAUCUAAAAGCCUCACAGUGAUUCUGAACCAUUUAAAAUCAAACACAAUGAUCUGAAAAUAAAUGAGUUAUUUGAAAAAUA
Messenger RNA from Rattus rattus (black rat), 4548 nucleotides. It is a transcript of the gene Gclm, whose product is annotated as glutamate-cysteine ligase modifier subunit. Lineage: Eukaryota; Metazoa; Chordata; Mammalia; Rodentia; Muridae. The coding region runs from base 357 to 1181 and encodes 274 amino acids. Gene Ontology annotation, biological process: glutathione biosynthetic process. The transcript has 7 exons. Gene Ontology annotation, cellular component: glutamate-cysteine ligase complex. The record is from RefSeq and is a predicted model, not a curated record. Gene Ontology annotation, molecular function: enzyme regulator activity; glutamate-cysteine ligase catalytic subunit binding.